Molecule: messenger RNA, 594 nt
Organism: Pistacia vera
Lineage: Eukaryota; Viridiplantae; Streptophyta; Magnoliopsida; Sapindales; Anacardiaceae
Exons: 2
Coding region: 1-594 (197 amino acids)
Source: RefSeq, a predicted model, not a curated record
AUGGCAGAUCCUAAGGCAUCUUCUUCUUCAGCUUCAGUUGUAGACGAAAUGACAACAACCUCCAUGUUAACCUCACCUCUAAGCAAUACACUUCCAACUGUUUCUGUAAAACUAGGAGAAAGAAACUAUGCAUACUGGAAAUCUCAGGUACUUCCAGCCUUGAAAGCUUAUGAUUUGGAAGGUUUCGUAACAAGUGAAAAAUCAUGUCCCUUAUCCUUUUUCCUUAUUGAUGAAUCCAAAAGAGAAGUAAAUUCUGAACAUAUAAUGUGGAAGAAAGUUGAUCAGUUCUUGUUUGAGAUGCAUUUUCUUACUGAUUCUAAGGCUAGAGUGUUGCAUUUACGAAAUCAAUUACAAACAACUAGGAAGGAUAACUCAAGUAUAAACGACUAUAUGUUAAAGAUGAAAGAAAUUGCUGGCUUCUUAACCACCAGUGGCGUAACUGUUAGUGAUGAAGAGCUACUGCUUUACAUUCUUGAUGGUCUUGGCUCUGAAUAUGAUGCCAUGGUUGCCACCUUAACGUCAAGAAGCAGCAAAGUAUUUCUACAAGAAGCGCAGUUUCUACUGCACAAACAUGAAAUGAGGCUAGAAAAGUAA